GCGGAUCGGUCAUUCCUUGCUGGGAAUGUUGCGUGUUGGAUCAGUGCCCGUUGUAGCAGCGCAGUUCAAGGAGCUCACCUACCUGCAACAAAAUACUAGAAAAUAUAUAAGUAUAAGUUUAGUACGUCUUUCUACGGUGCAAUAAAAUGACUGUCUUACAGCUCGGGUCAUGACACGAAAGCGCCCAUCGGUUGUUGGUUCUUCUGCUUUUCUAGCAAAUAAAUCCAAGAGAUGUCGAUGGUAUCCGCUGGCGGCGGCUCGUCCAGCUCGUCCGACCAGGACGUGGUGCGGGAGAUCACAACCCUGCACCGACAUCUCGAAGGGCGCAUGGAAGAGCUCCGGCGAAUGUUUGCCCGCGGCGGAAACCAACCGCAGGCCUCCACGCCGGAAAUGCGGUCUUAUCAGGGUGCAACGGAAUCCUGUUUGCGCGACUUUGAGAGGCACCUCGAGCGGCUAUCUGCGCUGUGGGCGGGCGAUAGUAGGACGACGACGCAGAUGA
Amoebophrya sp. A120 is the source of this 499-nucleotide messenger RNA. The record is from the annotation of a GenBank genome assembly. Lineage: Eukaryota; Dinophyceae; Syndiniales; Amoebophryaceae.